Messenger RNA from Camponotus floridanus (Florida carpenter ant), 1214 nucleotides. RefSeq lists its product as uncharacterized. The transcript is spliced from 9 exons. Bases 100 to 1158 code for a protein of 352 amino acids. Gene Ontology annotation, cellular component: plasma membrane. The record is from RefSeq and is a predicted model, not a curated record. Lineage: Eukaryota; Metazoa; Arthropoda; Insecta; Hymenoptera; Formicidae. Gene Ontology annotation, biological process: detection of chemical stimulus involved in sensory perception of smell; sensory perception of smell. Gene Ontology annotation, molecular function: odorant binding; olfactory receptor activity.
AGUAAUAAAAUACUGGAUCACUCAAUGGAAAUUCAAAGGGAUAGUGAAAAUUCCCUCUGACUUUCUCAUAACUAUUUGUGCUUUGAACGUUGUAAAAAGAUGAUCGGUUUCAUGGCACAGAAUUUUGAAUUAAUCAGAAUUCUAUUACUCAUUGUGGGUUUGUGGCCUUUACAACAAUCGAAUUUAACACGACUGCAGUUUAUUUUCAUGUCUGCUAUUAUGACAGCGGGUAUUAUAUUUCUGAUGAAGGAUUUAUUGAUACAACUUCAGGAUGUAUGUAACGAAUUAAAAGAUAAAAACGAAAUCGCUAUUAUGAAAGAAUAUGGUUAUAUUGCAAGCUGUUACACAACUGCAUUCACAAUAGCAACCGUUUGUGGCUUGUUUGGUUAUAUUUUUAUGAUAUUUUGGCCGGAUAUUAUGCAUAUUGUAUUACCAAAUGUAACUCAAUCACACCAACUGCCGAUUAAAAUGGAAUACUUUAUCGAUCAAGAAAAAUAUUUCUAUUGGAUUGUGUUAUAUAUCGGUGUGAUAGGAUGUAUCGGGAUGACUUCAAUGAUAGGAAUAGGAUCUAUCCUUAUCAUGUAUCUUCAAUGUACCUGUGCCAUGUUUAGAAUUUGCAGUUAUCGUAUUAGAUGCGCAGUGAAUAUUAAUAUGCUAGAAAAUAUUAACUCUAGAAAAGAGAAUUUAAUAUUAGAAGGAAUAAUUAGUGCCAUAAAUAUACAUCGGCAAGCUAUGAAAUUAUCCAAACUUUUGACGUCUAAAAUUGAGACAACGAUGUGCUGCUUAAUAGUACUCGGAGUGAUUUCUUUGAGUCUUAAUCUCUUUCAAGUUUCUCGGGUUGUUUCAUACGGAUAUGAUUUCAUAGAGUUGUUAAUUCCUCUUGCAUUUGUAGUUAUCGGUAUCUUAAAAAUGUUUAUCGCCAAUUAUGUUACACAGAAUGUAACGGAUCACAACAAUGACGUUUUUGCUACUGUGUAUGACGUCCAGUGGCAUGUAACACCGUUACAAAUACAGAAAGUAAUACUCUUUCUACUGCAAAGAGGAGCCAAAGAUUUUACUUUAGGUGCCGGUGGAUUAUUUGUCGGAUCGUUAGAAUGUUUCACCAUGCUGGUGAAAACUUCAUUCUCUUAUUUUACUGUGAUAUAUUCAACGCAAUAAAAAGAUAUGUUCAAUGUUUUCAAUAUGAAUGAUGUUUAUCUCAAAGAUGUGUACGC